Baudoinia panamericana UAMH 10762 is the source of this 516-nucleotide messenger RNA. RefSeq lists its product as uncharacterized. Gene Ontology annotation, biological process: protein ubiquitination; modification-dependent protein catabolic process. The record is from RefSeq and is a predicted model, not a curated record. The transcript has 2 exons. Lineage: Eukaryota; Fungi; Ascomycota; Dothideomycetes; Mycosphaerellales; Teratosphaeriaceae. The coding region runs from base 1 to 516 and encodes 171 amino acids. Gene Ontology annotation, cellular component: cytoplasm; nucleus. Gene Ontology annotation, molecular function: zinc ion binding; ubiquitin protein ligase binding; protein tag activity.
AUGCGCUCCAACAGUAUCUCUAGCAUCUCCUCCGUGAGCUCACGUGGUUCAUCCGUAGAGCCCGAGGAGACGAUGCAGAUCUUCGUCAAGACGGUUGCUGGAGACACUUUCCCAAUCACCAUCCCUCAAUCGACAUCCGUCGGUACUCUUCGUGCCCUGUGCGCCCUCCGCACGAACAUCCCAGAGACCGACCUUCGGAUAGUCUACGCUGGCAAGCACCUAUCGCUAUCAGAGCGCCUGACGGCAUGCAAUGUCACCCAGGACAGCACGCUUCACAUGGCAUUACCACUCCGUGGUGGUGCACCGAAGAAGAUCCGAUGCGGUGCCAAGGAUUGCAAGGACGCGGCGCAGAGGAUAGUGGGUGACUGUGGCUUCUGCCAGGGGCACUUCUGUGGCAAGCAUCGCAUGCUGGAGUCGCACAACUGCCCCGGUCUUGAGGACUGCAAGAAGGAGGAGAAGGAUCGCAACACGCAGAAGCUGGAGAGUGAGCGGACGGUGGCGAUCAAGGGUAUUUAG